Molecule: messenger RNA, 1662 nt
Organism: Leguminivora glycinivorella
Lineage: Eukaryota; Metazoa; Arthropoda; Insecta; Lepidoptera; Tortricidae
Product: lysozyme-like
Exons: 4
Coding region: 92-574 (160 amino acids)
Molecular function (GO): lysozyme activity
Source: RefSeq, a predicted model, not a curated record
CCACGACCAAUGCCAGUCUGUUGCAGAAGCGCGGGAUCGACCGACGCUUAUAAAUUAAGUUUUUUUUAAAUAAGUUUUUUAAACCGUCGCUAUGGCGUCAGCCGUGAUGAAGUUCAGUGCCAUAUUGUUUCUGGUUGCCGCGUGCGCUGCUGAUGUUUCGGAGCUCGUUGGCGACAAAUCCGCGCAGCCUGUGACGGAGGUAUGCCUUGGCUGCAUCUGCCAGGCCAUCUCAGGCUGCAAGCAGAGCCUGACGUGCGAGGGAGACACCUGUGGUCUCUUCCGGAUCACCUGGGCCUACUGGUCGGACGCUGGCAAGCCUACCAUCAACAACCUCGCACCUGACCACCAAGAUGCGUACCGCAGCUGCGUUGUUGACCCGUACUGUGCUGCCCAGACCGUCCAGGGAUACAUGAGGAGAUUCGGACAGGACUGCAACGGCGACGGGCAGGUGAACUGCUACGAUCACAUGACGAUCCACAAGAAGGGCGGGUACGGGUGCUCCGGGGACCUGCCGUUCGAGUACGUCAACGUGUUCAAUCAGUGCAUAGCCGCCGUCGCUGCCCACCAGGGAUGAAUGUAGUUUUAAGCCUCACUCUCAGUAAUAGCUAGGGAUACAGCGCCUUUCGUUACGUUUUUUAACAAACCCGCAAAUGAGGCUGUAUUUUUAUCCUCCUCCUCCUAUGGUUUGGUGCCUAGAACGGUCGCUCCGCUCGCACUCAAUACCCUAGAUCCGGCCCUGUACGCAUUGGUGUAGUUCGCUUCAUGCUUUCUUAGUAUCAAAAAUCAAAAAGGAGUGUACAAGUUCCUAAUGGGUUGGCAACGCGCACGUGACACUCCUUGAGUUGCAGGCGUCCAUUGGUGACGGUGACCGCUUUCCAUCAGGCGGAUCGUAUGCUUGUUUGCCACCGACGUAGUAUAAAAGUAUCAUGCUGACGCGCAGAUAUGGGAAAUAUAACCUAUACGAGACACGAGACAGCGCCGGAUCUAGAUUCUUUUCGAGGGGAGGAGAACCUAAAAAAAAUGGCGUCUCUUGGAUUUGACGAAGUUCGAAUUUGGCACCCCCCUGGACUUGACGCCCGGAGCAUGGGCCCAGGCUAUAUUUAUUUAACAUUCGAAUAAGACACUAUGAACAUUGUAAAAUGACAACGACAUUCUCCUCUUUUGAUAGACACGUGUAUCCCUAGCUAAUAUAAAAUUACCAUAAAAUAAUAAUAACAUCUUUUAAUAAUACUGUUUUGUGAUUCUUAUGUUAGAAGCUUAGAACACAAGAAGUGUCAAAUGAAUAAAGUACACACGCGUUAACGCAUGCGGUCUGUAUGAGAUUAAUUAAGAAGCGUUAGGCUUCUUAUAAUAUUUAAAUACUUACGUAAGGUUUAAAAUAAUAGAAUACGCUGUGCCAAAACAAAGGUAAAUAAACACAACAAUUUUCAUUCGAUACUUUAAACGUGAACUUGUGUUAAUCGAGUUUAUUCGAAGCACGCGCGUCAUAAUAUUUAUACCUAGGUACUUGAUUUGUGAAGAAAAUAUUACAAAUUUAUGAAAAAUGGGUACAAAUAUGUAUCUACUAGUCUUUUUGGAUUGUUGUUAAGUGAAUUACAGAUUCUUGAUAUUAAUCCUAACGUGACUGCUCAAGACUACCUAAUAAUAAAUAAUUUUACUACA